AUGCACUCAUCUGAAGUACCUCUGCCAGAUUUUUCUCCUCUCGUCAUUAGUCCAGAAGUUCUCUUCCAAAUGCACUCAUCUGAAUCCAGAAGUUCUUCCAAAUGCACUCAUCUGAAGUACCUCUGCCAGAUUUUUCUCCUCUCGUCAUUAGUCCAGAAGUCUCUUCCAAAUGCACUCUGCCAGAUUUUUUCUCCUCUCGUCAUUAGUCCAGAAGUUUCUUCCAAAUGCACUCAUCUGAAGUACCUCUGCCAGAUUUUUUCUCCUCUCGUCAUUAGUCCAGAAGUUCUCUUCCAAAUGCACUCAUCUGAAGUACCUCUGCCAGAUUUUUCUCCUCUCGUCAUUAGUCCAGAAGUUCUCUUCCAAAUGCACUCAUCUGAAGUACCUCUGCCAGAUUUUUCUCCUCUCGUCAUUAGUCCAGAAGUUCUCUUCCACCUGCACUCAUCUGGAGUACUUCUGCCAGACUUUUCUCCUCUCACCAUUAGUCCAGAAGUUCUCUUCCAACUGCUCUCAUCUGAAAUACCUUUUCCAGAUUUUUCUCCUCUCACCAUUAGUCCAGUUGCACUCAUCUGA
Messenger RNA from Acanthosepion pharaonis, 570 nucleotides. The record is from the annotation of a GenBank genome assembly. NCBI's taxonomy places the organism in Eukaryota, Metazoa, Mollusca, Cephalopoda, Sepiida, Sepiidae.